Protopterus annectens (West African lungfish) is the source of this 5613-nucleotide messenger RNA. Its product is annotated as tetraspanin-3-like. The transcript has 5 exons. Gene Ontology annotation, biological process: protein localization to plasma membrane; regulation of vascular endothelial growth factor signaling pathway; protein maturation. Gene Ontology annotation, cellular component: membrane. NCBI's taxonomy places the organism in Eukaryota, Metazoa, Chordata, Ceratodontiformes, Protopteridae. The record is from RefSeq and is a predicted model, not a curated record. Bases 1 to 534 code for a protein of 177 amino acids.
AUGGCCAAAUCAGCCUGCAUUAAGGUACAGCCACCUCUUACAAUGAAGACCGAAAAGUCUGACUCUUCUGCUAUCCAUCCUCCACCAGACAUCUCUGUAGAGGUGGCAAGUGAAGUUGAUAACUCUAUUCAUAAAGUUUAUAACAAGUACAAUGGAUCUAACCCUGAUGCAGCCACUCGUGCUAUUGACUAUGUACAAAGACAGCUGCACUGCUGUGGAAUAAGUGAUUACAAAGACUGGGAGAACACACUUUGGUAUAAAGAAACAAAAAAUAAUAGUGUUCCUCUCAGUUGCUGUAAAGCAGAUGUUAUCAACUGUACAGGCACCAUGAACCGUCCAUCAGACCUGUAUGCAGAGGGGUGCCAGGUUCUUGUGGUAAGCAAGCUGCAGGAAAUCAUGAUGUAUGUCAUCUGGGCUGCACUGGCCUUUGCUGUGAUUCAGUUGUUGGGCAUGCUGUGUGCGUGUGUAGUGCUCUGCAGAAGAAGUAGAGACCCAGCCUAUGAACUGCUCAUCACUGGGGGAACGUAUGCAUAGAAGAGGAUUAUGCAAGUGGAGCUUGGAAUUCAGUUUUCCUUCUUACUGGCAAGCAGAAACAGCAUUUGCUUGCCUGUAGUUUCUCUGUCUCUCUCUAGACUUAAGCUGAAGCACACCUUGCACAAACUGGGUCAGUGGCAUUGUUCACUGCUAAUGAACAAAGCCACGUUUAUUCAUAGCCACCUAAGAGCUGGAAUGGCAACAGAUGUGUAUAAUUAUCUGGUAUGCAGAUAUAUGUAGUCUGCUUCAGGUUUUGAGUUACACUUCAUCCCCACCCCCAACCAGUGUCACUGAUUAGUACCUUGAACUUUUGUUAUUAGAUGUUAUAUUUGUUUGUAUUUCAGAAAUAAAAUGGGAAAUUCCAGCAGGAAGUCCAGCUGACUAGAAUGUUAAAGAUGCAGAACUUGAACUUGUAGAAUAUUUAAUAAAAUCGGCUGGUAAUGCAGAAUUCUCUUGUAAUGCAGGUGCAGUGAAUCCCUUCACUUAAGUGGAAAAGCAGUGGAGCAGUUAGUGAAGUUGUGAUAAAAUUGCCUUCAGGUUUGCUUGUUGUACUGCUUUUUGUCAAUGCAAGCUUUAAUUUGUUCUGUAACACCAGCUCAAGAUUCACCUCCCCACCUCUACUUGCUAUUUCUCCUGUUAAUACUGUAGGCAUUGGCUGUUACUAACGGUACUGAAGUAGUGGUUUUUUUUAGUGAGAUUGAGGAAUGUCUUUUAUGCUGGAAGAUCACUGAUAGUGUAGCUUCUAAAAAGAGUAAAAAUGAAUUAUCCACAGGAAAACUUGCCUUUCAGAAAUCUGUUUUAUUUCUUGGGCUUGCUGCUAUUACUUGUCAGCAGGCACAUGGUAUCAAAUGUACAUACAAGUUAGUAUGUAAAGGCAUACAUGCUGAUGCUUAAUUUGUUACAGCUGUGCUAUGUGGCUGUAAACUGCUGUUCAUAUCAAGUACUGCACAUGCAUCACCAAAUAGAAUAGCAUGCGUGGUAGAAGUUUUUAAGACUCUGCACUGCCCAAUCUGUGGAACAGUGUGGCAACAGAAGUGGCAGCUUAAAUUUAUUUACAUUUAAAAAAAAAAAUAUUUGCUGUGUGGUGAUAUUAUGUAAUAGUAAUACAUCACACCAUGAAUGUUGGUAAGUUACAUAUUCGUUUACCAGCAGUAGGGGCCUCUAGUCUGUCCACUUUGACUUAGACCUCAUGACUAAACAGUAACCAUAAAUACAUUGCUGCGAUUACUAUAUAGAUAACUGACUAAUACAGAGAACAGUGUCACAUCUUGGGGCAUGGCUGUCUAGCCAUUGUGUGUUGAGCUGCAUGACGCUUUUGAAGUAGUUUGUUGUAGAUCCACAAGAGGUUGUCAUUUGUUUUGAACAUAUCUUUCAAACUUGAAGUAGAUGAGUAACUUGUCUUCAUCAAGCCACCUUUUUAUAACUGAAGAAAAUGUUUCAUCACAGCUGUAAUGUAAUGGCUGUUUUAAAAAUGAACACCUGUAGGCUUCAUGAUUGUUGAUGCCUUGCUCAAAAAUUUAGUUUUGCCUCAUGUCUUUCUUAGAAAUUGAGAUAAACUUCCUGACUUCCAGUAAUUUGAAUGCCUAUGUGACUCUAGGAUGAAGUUCCAGGCAGGGUGGGCAAAGUAAGUAGACAGUGUAAAAAAAAAAAUAAUUAAAAAUCUUGGUUCGGAGACUGGGAUACAAAAUAAAUUAAUGUAUAGAGCAAAAAAAAAAAAAGGGAGAGUUAAGUAAUGUGGCUGUGGCAGAGCUAAGCUGAUGUGUCCCUUUUGGAAAAUUACAGUAACUUUGAGUACUCUGUGAAACCUUUAACUGGGACUCUUGCACAUGUGUACGUGCUGAAAGUUGCUGAACCAUUGUAACACUACACAUUCUUGCAUUUCCUGUGUACCUCCUUGAUGCAUUGUGCAGUGAUUUUUCUGUCUUGCUGUACUGUUUCCCCCCAUACUUUUGUCAAUGUAUUUAUUUUUUUCCUGUGGUCAUUAAAGGUGUAAUUUUAUUUUUUCCAAGGUUAUUAAAGAUGUACACACUUGAAUUUUUGUGUGGUAGCCUGAAAUACCCAUUAGUUAAAUUGAGUUCUACAUUUUCUCCAUUGAUGUGUUCUUGAUGUCAUUGAUUGCUGGAAGGAGCCAGAGGACAUGUGCAUCUCUUUGCCUUAACUCUGUUAAUAGUGCAAUUUGAGGUACUGUUUGGUAAUUAGAAUCCUAGUCAAGGGUGCCACGGCAUUGAUGAGGUUGUGAUCUUCAAAUCCAUGUGUGUCUUUGUUUUGCUGACUAGGUAUAGAGGAGAAACAAAAGGACCAGUUAAAAUUGAGCUGCCAUGUUGGUAACACUUGGUGUGUCCAUUGCUGCAUAGAAAUGUAAAUAUCAAACAGUUUCAGGAAAUCUCAAUGACAACUUAAAAUAUUGGUAGAACUCUCAAAGUAGUUUUUAUAAAAUUAAAAAUUUUCCUUUCACAUAUAUUAGCAUAGUGUGCAGAUCUCCUUGUCGAUGCUUUGUGAUUUGUGUUAUGAGGAUAUUCAUGUAGUGAUUCCAUGAUGCUGUGGAGUUAUGGAAGAUUACAAUAUGCCUCAUUAUAAAAAGUAGAUAUAUAGGGGCAUUAGGAAGUGAUGUAAAGGAAGAAUGCAAGUUGUGGAGAUCCAUGGCAGAGCAGCACUUGCGAAUGGGCAGAACACUGCACAUUUUAAAGGACAACUUCACCACUAGUGUUCACUUCAUCCCAGAAUUCUGUUUUCUCCCUUUUAUUACCCCCCCCCCCCCCGAGGUGUAGUUAGUGCUCAGAAGACCCAUGUUACUUACCUUUUUUUCUGCCAUUGAUCUUGGAGCUUCCGCCAUCUUUUUCUCCAUGUGUUUCAGAGAGGAAUUUGUCAGCAUACUUAUGUGGUUUUCAGUGGUCUUGCACAAGUCGAAGUGCUUACAAACUACACACAGCAACUCAAGUGAUGCCCUAGGAGAAAUUUGUAUAAAAGUGCAGUUAACAUUUUACCGGAACAGUGCAGAAAGACUGGUAGGUAUUCUCACUUUUGACCAUUGGAGUGCUGCUGUUACCCAUGUACUUAUUCCUGGCUUGGAAUAGUUGAAGCUGUAUGAUUCUGCUUUUCCAUAUCUGUGAUGUCUCGUCAUUUGUCAGUCACAGGUAACUGAGCAAAGCUGCUGUUCUUGACAUCUGAUUAAAACAGUAAGUUUUGGUACCAUGGAAUACAUAAAACUUGCAGUUCAUCUGUUUAUAUGGAGUUAAGCUUUAAGUGCAUCAUGAUAGUUUUUAGCAGCUUGCAGUUGACAUAGACCAGAGUAGCUCAGUAAAAAGAAAAAACAAGGUAGUGUUUUCAGUGACUCACUGAGAAGUCAGAGAGUCGGCAGCACUGUCCUUGCAUGAGUGCAGCAAUAGCUGAUUUUUGUAGUCUUGGCUGUAUCAUAAGAAUACAUUAAGGGGCAGAGACUGAAGAACAAAGUCACAUGAGUAUAACAAUCCCCUUCAAGCCAUUGUGGGUACUGUAGAUUGUAAAGUGAAUAAGGUACAUGAAUGGUUUGCAAAGAUUCUAGGCAGAAUUUUCCUUCAAGGAAUUUUACAUUGUGUUACUUGUAUUCAGAGUGUACUUAAUGUUGAAAAAUGUUUGUCUUGGAUUUGUGUAAGUUGCUUUGAAAUAUGAUUGUUCUAGUCAUAGGUAGUCUCCUUCCAGCUGCCAACCCUGAUCACUUUGCCUACUUUUGUUACAUGCCAAACUUUUCAACUUUAAAGUGAAUAGCACUGGCCUUCAGAAAGCACAGUUUGCAAAAUGUAAGCUUAAAUGUAGUUGGAAUGUGAAACGGCCUCAGGUGUUUGAUUUCAGGUAAUAAGUUUUGUUUACCUACUGUUUUCUUUGUCAGUCCCAUAAUUGCCCACAAGUUUUAGUGUAGUUACUUAUGUAAGAGUACAGUAAGCAGUACACUGAUUAUAUGUCAUGUGGUAAAGCAUUGUUCCUAGGUACCUUGGGGAUUCUUGAGAAGUAGUUUGAGACUUUUAUCUUUUUUCGUGGUAAACAUUAGGUGAAGGAAGACUUGUCGUGGAGCUAGUUGAGUUGUCAGCUUAUGGAGACACUGCUUAUUUAGAUGUUUCACAGUUUCCCCAAUUUUUGUGCACCUCUUUCCAGUUGUUGUAACUUAUACAGUGGCUGCAUUUGAUUUGGUAACUUCCCAAGCUGUGGUUUGCUGAUUGUUUUUUCUGACUGCUGAUGUCCUUGUCUGCUGCUUUGUUCUGUUAAGGUCUAAUGCAUGCAUGACUCUAAGGCAACAAGCUGAAAAUUCACCAUUCCCUCAUCAUCUUAAGGCUGUCCUUUGCUUCUUCAUUGGUCACUUUCCAAAAGCCAGUGUUGCUUGCAUUGUGACAUUUUACCUUGGAUGUAUUUUGAUGAUUGUACCAUUUUUGAUGCUGAGUUGCAUGGUGUCUUAUGAUUCUUAUGAUGGCUUAUGUUGUUAAGCUAGUUGCAGCAGGGAAGCAGCAAAGUUUGAAUGUUUAACUCAUGCCUUUUCUUCAGAAAUUCAUUCUGGUAUGGUGAGUGGGUAUAGUGAUUUUUGUCAGAGUUGAAUUGUAACAGAUGUUAGUCUUGUUAUGCUGCUAUUGGGGGAGAGCCAAACUGUAUCUGAAGUAUAAAGACUGUUGCAGGGGAAGUGCAAAGGUAUUCACGGGAAUUUUAUUUCUUUUUUCUUGCCAUCCUUUGGUAUAUUAUGUAGGUAAAGUUAGUACUAAGUUUUAGGUAAUACUGCAUCAUUAUUAUAAUCAAACUGUGUGUGAGACUGUAGAGCAUAGACCACGUAAAAGCUGUCAAUACUCCAAAAAAAAUGCGAAUGGUAAUGUUAAAGGAGAGCUGACUUUCCAGAAACUGUUGUAUGCACUACUUUAUCCUUAUUGAACUGUGUGUCACAUUUAUUUAGAUCUUUUCUUCACCCGUUUUAAGUGUUUUAAGUAAGAAUUUGAAUGAAGAUUUAUAUUUCUUAUUUUUGUUUGCUGGGGAUUAAAAGGUAUCCAUAAUGAACAGCAUAGUAAUAUGCGAAAAUUGAUUUUGUAAAUAGUAAUUCUGUUUAAAUAAAAAAUUUAAUCUGUA